Messenger RNA from Aureococcus anophagefferens, 1974 nucleotides. RefSeq lists its product as hypothetical. Gene Ontology annotation, cellular component: cytosol. Gene Ontology annotation, molecular function: asparagine synthase (glutamine-hydrolyzing) activity. The transcript has 5 exons. NCBI's taxonomy places the organism in Eukaryota, Pelagophyceae, Pelagomonadales, Pelagomonadaceae. The coding region runs from base 1 to 1974 and encodes 657 amino acids. The record is from RefSeq and is a predicted model, not a curated record.
AUGUGCGGCAUCCUGGGCAUCUUCGACGUGCCUCCCAACACGUCUCAGAGCGAGCUCCGCAAGAAGCUCAUCGAAUGCGCGCGGCGCCUGCGCCACCGCGGGCCGGACUGGAGCGGCUACCAGCUCCUGAGCCGCGCGCCCGAGGGCGCGGGCCUGAAGAAGUCCGGGAGCGGCACGCUGCUCGGCAUCGGCGCGAACUCGCUCACGAUCUCCGAGGGCGGCGCCCGCGGCAAGGCGCAGCACGCCAUCGCGCACGAGCGCCUCGCGAUCAUGGACCCCGAGAGCGGCGCGCAGCCGUUGUUCGCGGCCGCGCAGCGCGGCCCCGACGGGACGGUGACCGUCGAGGAGGCGUCGGUCAUCGUCGCCGCCAACGGCGAGAUCUACAACUACAAGGAGCUCUACGCGGAGCUCGCGGCCGACGGCUUCGCCUACGCGCCGAAGACGGGUAGCGACUGCGAGGUGCUCAUCCCGCUCUACCUCAAGUACGGCCUCGAGGGCGCCUGCGCCAAGCUCCGGGGCAUGUUCUCCUUCAUCCUCUACGACCAGCGCACGGGCUUCUACGGCGCCGCGCGCGACCACAUCGGCAUCACGUCCCUCUACAUCGGCCGGGGGCCGGACGGCUCCGUGUGGAUCGCGUCCGAGCUCAAGGCCAUGGCCCGCGACUGCCCCUCGCUCGAGCAGUUCAAGCCCGGCCACUGCUGGCGCUCCGACACCAAGGACUUUGUCGAGUGGUACACGCCGGCGUGGCGGUCCCUCGAGGGCCUGCCGGCGGCGCCGUGCGACUACGGGAAGCUCCGCGAGGCCUUCGAGAAGGCCGUGGAGCGCCGCAUGAUGUCCGACGUGCCCUGGGGCGUGCUGUUGAGCGGCGGGCUCGACUCGUCGCUCGUGGCGUCCGUGGCCCAGCGCUUCCUGAAGAAGAAGGUCGCGGCCGGCGCCGGCCAGUGGAUGUCCGCGCUCCACUCGUUCUCCGUGGGUUUGGUCGGGUCGCCGGACCUCGCCGCGGCGGCCAAGGCCGCGGCCCACAUCGGCACGAUCCACCACCCCUACACCUUCACGCUCCAGGAGGGCCUCGACGCCGUCGCCGAGGUCGUGCACCACCUCGAGACGUACGACGUCACGACGAUCCGCGCGGCGACGCCCAUGUUCCUCAUGGCGCGCAAGAUCAAGGCCAUGGGCGUCAAGAUGGUGCUGAGCGGCGAGGGCGCCGACGAGAUCCUCGCGGGCUACCUCUACUUCCACAAGGCGCCGGACGGGGCAGCAAAAGAGGGCGAAAUUCCCAACUUCAAAGGCUCCGAUCUCGGCCAUUUUCCACUCGCGCCGGACGCCGGCGAGCUCUUCGCGGAGCUCAAGGACAAGGUGAAGCAGCUCUACAUCUACGACUGCCUCCGCGCGAACAAGUCGACCAUGGCCUGGGGCGUCGAGGCGCGCGUGCCCUUCCUCGACGCCGACUUCCUCGACGUCGCCAUGUCCAUCGACCCGCGGGAGAAGAUGAUCGACGUCAAGGCGGGCCGCAUCGAGAAGUACAUCCUCCGCAAGGCCUUCGACGUGCCCGAGGACCCCUACCUCCCCAAGGAGAUCCUCUGGCGCCAGAAGGAGCAGUUCUCCGACGGCGUCGGCUACGGCUGGAUCGACGCGCUCCGCGACCACGCCGAGGCCCACGUCAGCGACCACCAGUUCUCCGUCGCGCCGCACCGCUUCGCGUACAACACGCCGCGGACCAAGGAGGCCUACUACUACCGCCAGAUCUUCGACUCGCUCUACCCGUCCCUCGCCGCGGCCCAGACCAUCCCCGAGGGCAAGUCCAUCGCGUGCUCGACCGAGCGCGCCUUGAAGUGGGACGCGUCCUUCGAGGGCCGCGCGGACCAGUCCGGCCGCUCCGUCGGCGUCCACGUCGCCGCCUACGACGCCUCCUUCGACGCCGACGCCGACACGAAGAAGGCCGUCGGCCCGGGCGACGUCGGCGUCGCCUUCUAG